Molecule: messenger RNA, 3081 nt
Organism: Brienomyrus brachyistius
Lineage: Eukaryota; Metazoa; Chordata; Actinopteri; Osteoglossiformes; Mormyridae
Gene: lyn
Product: LYN proto-oncogene, Src family tyrosine kinase
Exons: 13
Coding region: 273-1817 (514 amino acids)
Biological process (GO): protein phosphorylation; cell differentiation; cell surface receptor protein tyrosine kinase signaling pathway
Cellular component (GO): extrinsic component of cytoplasmic side of plasma membrane
Molecular function (GO): ATP binding; signaling receptor binding; non-membrane spanning protein tyrosine kinase activity
Source: RefSeq, a predicted model, not a curated record
AGCUGCCCCGUUAACUCAAGGUCUUCUGAGGCUCGGGCUUUUGGACCGUGCCAAGUUCAUAUGCAAAUCAAAGAGACAAGGAAGUUGGUGGAGAAAACUCCCUACGCGAGUCUAAUUUCAGUUUCCUCAUUUUCGCGUGGUGAAUGGGUCUUUGCUGCAGCGAAUUUGCGGAGUUUUAAAUCGGCUUUAUGAAUAAGCGAUUGGUGCACUCGAACUGCCUGUUUUUAAGAUAGAUGCACUAAACGCCGAAUCGCUUGUAAUUGACGGAUACUAUGGGUUGUCGGAAAUCCAAGCCACGUGACAGAUCGAAUGGCGAUGCGCUCGAUUUGAAGAGACAACCGCCUGUACGUACCAACCAAAUCUAUGUGCGAGAUCCCACCUCUGGUAGCCCGCACGCGAUAGUCCCAGCUCAGGAUGGACAGCUCCUACCUGGUCAGGUCUUCCAAAAUAUGGAAGAGCAAAAUGAAUCUGGCAAAAUCGUGAUUGCCCUGUACCCCUAUGAAGCCAUACAUCCCGAUGAUCUGGGAUUUAAGAAAGGAGAGAAGCUUAGGGUUCUUGAAGAGAAGGGGGAAUGGUGGAGAGCCAAGUCCCUAACCAGUAGGAAAGAAGGUUUUAUCCCUUCAAACUAUGUGGCAGAAGCCAACACGAUGGAGACUGAGGAGUGGUUUUUCAAAGAUAUCACGAGGAAAGAUGCAGAGAGACAGCUCUUGGCACCAGCAAAUAAAGCGGGAUCUUACCUCCUCCGAGAGAGUGAGACUUCAAAAGGGAGUUACUCUCUAUCAAUAAGAGAUGUGGACCUUCAGGGUGCAGACAGUGUCAAGCACUACAAGAUCCGGACCCUGGAUAGUGGCGGCUACUAUAUCUCUCCCAAAAUCACCUUCCCGGAUAUUGGGAGCAUGAUAAGUCAUUACCAUAAGCAGGCUGAUGGCCUCUGCAGGAAGCUGGAGAAGCCAUGCGUUAAACCCAAGGCCCAAAAGCCCUGGGACAAAGACGCCUGGGAGAUCUCCAAGGAGUCCAUCAAGAUGGUGAAGAAGCUGGGAGCCGGCCAGUUCGGGGAGGUCUGGAUGGCGUACUACAACAACAGCACCAAGGUGGCGGUGAAGACGCUGAAGCCGGGCACCAUGUCGCCCGAAGCCUUCCUGGAGGAGGCCAACCUGAUGAAGACGCUUCAGCACGACCGACUGGUGCGGCUCUACGCCGUGGUCACCAAGAUCGAGCCGAUCUUCAUCAUCACUGAGUUCAUGGCCCACGGAAGCCUGUUGGACUUCCUGAAAAGUGAAGUGGGGGCAAAAGUACUGUUGCCCAAACUUAUCGAUUUUUCAGCUCAGAUCGCUGAGGGCAUGGCCUACAUCGAGAAGAAGAAUUACAUCCACCGUGACCUGCGGGCAGCCAACGUCCUGGUGUCAGAGAGCCUGCUUUGCAAGAUCGCCGACUUUGGCCUGGCGAGGAUAAUUGAGGAUGACCAGUACACGGCCAGAGAGGGGGCCAAAUUUCCCAUCAAGUGGACGGCGCCUGAAGCUAUUAACUACGGGUCGUUCACCAUCAAAUCUGACAUGUGGUCCUUCGGUGUCCUGCUGUAUGAAAUCAUCACCUAUGGGAAAAUGCCUUAUCCCGGAAUGAGUAAUGCUGAGGUCAUGACCUCAGUUCAGCGAGGUUACCGGAUGCCCAAACCUGAAAACUGCCCCAACGAGCUGUACGAAAUUAUGAACACUUGCUGGAAGAACAAACCAGAGGACCGGCCCACGUUCGACUACAUCCAGAGCGUGCUAGACGACUUCUACACUGCCACAGAGGGACAGUACCAGCAGCAGCCAUAGGGGGGCGACCACUCCUGCAAUGGCAUACCAGAAGUAGUGUCGGGGAGUGAUUGAACGGGGAGCAGAGCAAGCCUAGGAGUCAAGCCAUUUGCUUAUUUUAAAGCAAACAUGUUGGUGGAAUUUAAAAAAAAAAUUGUUUCUUCAAAUUGAAGUUAAAAUAAUAAUGUGAGACUUCUUUAAAUUGCUUUGGUGUUCCUCUGAAAACACGCCCGUCCACAUGGGCCUUUUCUGCUCCAGCAAUUUGCUCCAGACUGACUGACCGACCCCUUGCCAUGGGACCUGUCCUCAAAUAGCCCCUAAUGUGGACCAGGCACACUUGCAUUAAAGAACACGGCCGUCCCCUUGUAAAUUCGCUCCAUGGCUUGAAAGAACAGCCGAUUUUAACCGUCCGUUCCAAAUUAAAAUGGCUCGCAGGUCAUUCGUUAGAACCUUGGGCCUCAUAAACGGCAUCUGUUCGUGGAAAUGGGUUGUUUGCGGUGCAAAUGUGAAGCACAGACGCAUGGUUAUAGAUGAACAAAGCGAAAAGGGCGUUUUUUUUUCCCCUCAGCCUUUGGUGUUUGUGCUUGAGUGGGAAUCGCCUCAUGGUCGCCAUAAUGGUUCCUCUACAUGAAACGGUUGCGAAGGUUGACUGUCUGUGUUACGCAGUUGCUUCAUGUUACAAUCACCGUGAUGUAGGGAAACAAAGUGCCCCCAGUGUCUGGCCGGUGAUGCGUGCAGGAAAAAAUAUCAUCCACCCCUGCACUGAACCAAUAGGAAUCCAGGAAGUAUCACAAGUAUGUCCUUCCCUGUUGUACAAUAAUACAUUCUAUUUGCAUUAACAUUAAUCUUGCUGGAAAUGUGUGUUUUAAACUGAACAUGGCAAUUCUCCUAUAAGUACUGACCUGUCUAACAGUGAUGUGGAUUUUGUAUGUUCAUCCUGGGGAUCCAAACUAGUAGACCAGCUAUUGUGUGUUUUCAGGUUGGGUUUAACAUGCAAUGUCUGGUUGCCUUUUGGUUUUCAUUUAAAUAUUUUUUAGGCUUUAAAAAAAAUCACUUUGGUGUGGCUAUAUUUCAGAGAUGUGAAAUGACAGGAACAUAAUCAUUUUUGUAAAAAGCUGUGAUUUCUAAUGCGAAUCUGAUCCUUGCUCAUAGGAGUUAAGAAAGACAGCAUCUGUGUGACCUUGGGAAUGUUCUUUUAAUCACAUUUAUAUGUAUAUUUAAUAUCUAAUAUCUGACUGAUUUAGACUUUUGGCAAUUCAUUUGAAAAUAAAAGUAAUUAAAAACC